AUAUCACAGUGCCGCUUCCGCACCUCAACAACAACAAAAAAGCUUGGAUACGACGCUAUGCAUUCUGGGACUUACAGUUUGUGCCACAUAUCAGUUUGUAAAAGGCAACUUUACCUCGUCUGAAUGACACAGAGCUGCAAACUAACUCCAGAGCCAGAGGUGUGUGCGUGUGGGUCUUCGCUUUGUACAUGUUCCCCCACAAGUUCUCGUCGGUAUUUGGAUUUUCUCAGAGGGAACGGAGUCGCGGUCAACGGACAUAAUUCAUUUUAAGAAACUUUGAGGGCUUCAUAGCCACUGCGGUAUCCUAGGUAGCUAAAACGAACCGUAGCAUAGGUUAGCUAACUAAGCUAACAACCGUAUCCCGGGUAGUUAGAAACUGGAAAUCUGUUCGCUUGCAGGUUUAUUUGACUCCAGAGAUUGUCACCGGCAAUGACAAAGUCCGAGUUGGUCUCGGUGACCAGCAUUUGGCACAGAGAGGGACGUUUAUGCGGCUUGUAACAGCUGCCACGAAGUACUGCAACAUGGGUAACAACGAGAAUAGUUUAAAUCAAGGGUUGAGUUCUUGGCAAUCGGUCGCUAAAUCGGAGGACACAUCACUUGAGGGGGGUUGCUUUCACGGACUUCACUGACCAACUCAAGGUUUCGAGGAUGCCCGAUCAUUUCCAUAGAGGGGAAGUAUAGAUGUUUUUAGCUUUAGGCGUCGUCGUCAUUUGCUAAGGAUGUCUGACUUGGAAAGUUCCAGUUCGUAUUUUGGCGUGGAGGACCCGCAGUGGCUUUGCAUGGUCACACUCUUCAUCGCAUCCCUUGUCACUCUGAUACUGUAUUUCGUACAGUAUUUUCAACAAGGAUGUGUGGGAAAUGUGCAGAGACCAGCUGAGGACAAUGCGGCUAAGGAGGAAGCGGACGCUCUGCUGGGAUGGGCGCUGUCACUGAAAAACUGGAAAAGUCAAUGGAGAGGAGUUUGGUGCAGAGCUUUGAAUGACGAAUCAAGGAAGUCUGGGGGUCCUGUUCUGCUGGCAUUUGAAGAGGAUGGUCUUCAGGCAUCUGAGCUGGUGGUCAACCAAGUGUCCAGCUUCCAGAAGUCUGCUGGGCACAAGACCACGUCCUGCAAGGUGGUUGGGGAAGAGCUUCGAUUCUCCGUCAACGCAGCACCAACAAACUCAUCCACAGCAGAACCAUGUAAAUACAUAGUGAGGAUAGCUCCACUGGAGUUGCAGCUUAACCUGCAGAUGCAAGAAGCAGAUGGUGAGGUCAAGGUGAGCUGGGCCGUCUCUCACCUGGAGACCUGGGACCUGCAGCUCACCCCCAGCUUUACCCAGGACAACGCCAAAGGCUGCAGUGUGACAGUGGUAAAGGAGAAGCUGAAGCAGCUGUUGUGUGCGGUGCAUCCCUGUCUUUUGCUGAGCUGCAGGCCCGCUCAGGCCACAGAGGUCAAGGAAGCCCGCAACAAAAUGAUGAUGUCCCCUCCAAAACCCCCCCGUGCUCACGACUGGAAGCUGCUGGUGAAGAACUUACGAGUGACGCUCAAUCAGGAGGAUGGUGCUGCAGGCAGCAUGAAUCCCCUGUGUGUGCUGAAGCUGGAUGACCCGCCUCAGAGGUUUUCCACUUCCGUCCUGAAGAACACAACCAGGCCUGCCUGGGACCAGCCCUUUAUUUUUGAGUUGAAUGGACUAUCAAAAGAGCUCAAUAUUCAGCUGCUGAAUGACGGGCAACCUCAAGAGUGUUCCUUACUAGGUCAGGUGUCUGUGCCUUUUGAUCUCGUAAAGAAGCAGCCCAAAGGACAACAAACAUUUGCACUCAUGACCAAAGACCUUGUGACUGGGUCACUGACUACUGAGUUUACCUACCUGGAGCCCAGUGAGGUGAGGUCCUGGCACCCACCCACCCCUGCCCCCACUAAGAAGGUGGAGAUGGAUCGUACAGUCAUGCCCUGUGGCACAGUGGUCACCACGAUCACUGCGGUGAAGAGCAAGCCAGGUCGACCGCUCCCCCUUGGACUCAACAUAGAUUCUUCCCAGAAGGCUGCAGCCAACAAGCCCAAGCUGUCAGAGCGGCGUGUUUCAGAGCAGGCAUCCAUGCUGGGGGCCACAGUCAGCAAGGCUUUGUCCUCCUCCGACACCGAGCUGCUAAUGCUCAAUGGCACCGACCCCGUGGCCGAGGCCGCCAUCCGACAGCUUCACCAGUCUGCUAAGCAAAAGCUAAAGUCACCAGUGAAAAAAAGCACCAUCAUCAUAUCGGGCAUAGCCAAGACCCCUUUGUCUCAGGAUGAUGAGCUCGCUAUGAUGGCUGACUACGCUGCAGCAAUGGACGCAUCCAUGUCAGAGGGCAGCUCCACUCAGGAUGUGACCACAGCGAUUGCAACGGGGGCCAGUAGCCCACCAGAGGCAUCGGACCCCCAGGAAGGCCCCAGUGGAAUUGGCCGGCCCCCUGAGGACUGGGAGAGCCACACAGGAGAGGAGCUGGACCAUGCCUCUUUAUCUAUGUGUGUGUCUGAGGCCAGCUGCAAGAAGAGCAAAGAAGAAAUCAGUGCUAAGCAGACAUUAUGUCCGGAUGAGCAGCUUCCUCCAGAAGAGUGCCAAGCUGUUCUUCCGGCGGCGGCACCAGCGCAAGGACCCGGGGAUGAGCCAGUCCCACAACGACCUGGUUUACCUGGAGCCUCCGACAGCAGUGGACCGGGCCAGCCGGACAGCCACACUCAGCCGGAUGCUCAACCGCAAGCUUCUGCCCAAGCAUAAGAGCAAAGCUAACGGCUCUACCUCCAUUGGGGAGCCACAUGCGUGAUGCCCCGUCCCACCUCAGUCGCUCCCACAGCAACAACUACCAUCAUAACUUCCAGCUACUCAAAUUUGGCACUGGCAAGCUAACCCCACCACCACCUCCACCACCCCAAAGCCAGACCUGCUUACCAGGUCUCCUACCUUGUGAAAGGGAAACCUCCCUUACUACCCUUUCUCCUGCUUAAGUACUCUACUUAUAGGAAGCGGACUUAUUGCACCAAAUGUGAGCAAGUGUGUGUGGACAGUGCUAUCCUGAGAAAAUUUCUUCACAUUCAUGCCAUUUCAGAGGAUGUUAUUUUAUUAUGCAUGUUUCUUUUAUUUGACUUUAUGCAACAUUUUGAAAUCUUUUAGUGUUUCUGUGGCCUUAACCACAGAAAUGACUAGCGCGGGCUGUCACCCUUUACCCUACUAAUACUGAGGGUAAUCUAUUUCUGAGGUUUCCUAUGGUGGCCCGACAGGGACCAAAGAUGAACAGAAGAGUGGUGUUGGUAUGAUUUGCACAUUUAUGAAAUGAACUGAACUUGAAUUACCGUGCAAUGACGAGAGCUACUCUUGCGAUAGAGGUUAAGUAAAAAAAAAAAAAAUACAGCUUGUGCAGUUAUGAUUUGUGUUUAAGUGAUUCACAAAAGGGAGAUGGCCUUUUUCACUGCAAGACUGAUGCAAGUGGGAGAUAAUAAAAUUACUCUUUGACACUAAUAUUAUUGUGAUUUUGAAGAAAUAUGGUAUUUAUAUCAAACAUCCAACAUUUUCCCCCCAUCAUUUAAUUCCUAAAAGAUUCAUACAAAGACUAGUUCAAAGUCAGAUAUAAUGUAGAUAGUAGAAGAAAACAAAAACAGCCAUCCAGAAAAUUCCCUGCCUCAUGUGUAACAAAGAUAUCUAAAUCCGCCAUUACCAAUUAAUCAAUUGUGAUUGGCUAUAGCAGUUUAUUUGUUCCAUGCAACAUCACCGAUUUAAAACGAAAGGAAAAAAAAAAGUGAAUAGCUUUACACCCUGCAGUGACACUGAGGCUAAUAUGAACAUUUCACCAUGUAUGAUAUUUUUUUUUUUAAUGUUUACUCCUUUUUGCAGUGUUUCUAAAUGAUAUGCAACUUUUUUCUCCUCUUUGUCCUCCUGUAAGAUUCCUCAUCUACACUACUGUUAUCAAGAGGGGCUAACGUGUCAAAAGGGAACUGAGUGAACCUUUGUGCAGGGACUGUGACAUUACCCCAGGCCAUACUUGUUACAGUGCUCGCUAAUGAAACUUACUUCACUCCAUCAUUUCAGCUAAAAGAAAUCCUCAUUCUUUCUUUGAAUGUUUUAUGGUAGCAAUGAACACCUGAACAAAAAAAAAAGUGUGAACAUGAACACCUUUGGGAACAGUUGGUUUGACUGCUUUUAUUUUUACCCAGCUAAUGAUUGUAUUAUUUUUUUGAAAGCAGCUUGUUUAAGAAGUGUUUCUGUGCAUCUUGUUCACUACUGUUUUCUUUUUCUUUUUUUCCUCUUUCUUUCCAAUGAGAAUUAGGAAAUUCUGCAAUAGCAGGACGGGUGAUGCAGUACACUGAGGAAAAACCUAACAGAUUGCCUUAUGGUUAUUUUGAGGAUGGUGUCAGGGUGGUCUUGUACUUGGGCCAGAUGUGGUUCCUUGAUAUGACUUGUGGUCCCAAGGCAGCACUGCUUUUUUCCUACCAUCAGUCUAUGUUUUGGACUUGAGGACUGAAGGAAGGUAGCAAAAGGUUCAACUCCGUCAAUGAGACGAGAGUCAUCGAGUUCCUUCACCAUCAGCAGUUUCUAUAAUGAAGAAGCCUAGGUGCAAACAUAUCUGUGAACUGAGUGAUUACAUUAGGCUGAGAUUUUUUUUCGUGCAUGCUGUCCAUGUGUUAAAUUUGGCCUGUGGUGGUCAUGGUCAGGUAUAUAGCAGGGCUGUGAGCCUGGCCCAUCACCUCCUCUUAUUGGCAUAGAGGGUGUGACUGCACUCUGUUUUAGGAAAUAUUCAAAGCCCAGUCAGGCUGGAAAAAAAAUACUGAAAACAUUGACAACAGAAACAUCUUUAAACCUCGGGUGGAUUCAAAUGGGCGGAUUUCAUUAUAUCAUAGAGUGUCACAGCCCUUGUUGAUGGCAGCCUGCAAGCACUGGCUAUCAUUACAAAUUCAGUAAGCAGUGAGCCUGUAUGUGAUUAAUAAACUGCUUCCUGAUGUUUAUUUUUUUGUUUGUUUGUUCGUUUGUUUUUUAAUAGGCAUCUGCUCUGUACACAGAAACCUACUGCUGAUGCAGAAUGUCAAGUCAUUUCCCUGCAGGGAUUGUUACUAAUAAACAUAUCAGGUUAUUUCAUUUCCAGCAAUAAAUAUUGUUUGAAUUACUGA
Molecule: messenger RNA, 5116 nt
Organism: Myripristis murdjan (pinecone soldierfish)
Lineage: Eukaryota; Metazoa; Chordata; Actinopteri; Holocentriformes; Holocentridae
Gene: c2cd2
Product: C2 calcium dependent domain containing 2
Exons: 14
Coding region: 720-2735 (671 amino acids)
Source: RefSeq, a predicted model, not a curated record